CCAACACACUUUUAGACCCCACAGCAGGCUAAUGAGACAACAUCUACUCUGACUCUCUGAGUUAUAGGGAAUGUAAAUAACCAACAGAAACUCCAUUCACAUCCACCUGGGAGGCAAGAUCUGCUGUUGAUUGAAGAACUGGGAAAUCACACUGCAAGAGGGGGAAUUUGUAUCCAGCAGCAGCACAGAGAUGUUGACAGAAUCUGACACUUUGCCUAUAAAGAUGUAAAGAUGUCCCCUGAAAUGGACCAUGAAGGACACCAUAAAGCAAAGCUUAGCUCUCCAAGUACUUGCUACAGAAAAAAAAAGCACAAAGGAAGAAGAUAAACCGGAGCUCCGCCUCCCUUUGCCUUGUUUAAAGAUGACGCAGACGACACAGGUAUGGCACACACAGGCCACGCCCCCCAAGGAGCAUGAAGACACUACGGAGGGACCCGAGUGCAGCAUCUGCUUCAGCACCUAUGACAAUGUUUUCAAAACACCAAAGCUGCUAGACUGCACCCACACCCUGUGCUUAGAGUGCAUGUCCCGCCUCAUGGCCCAGUCUCCAAGCAGAGAAUAUGGCCAGAUUCCCUGUCCCUUCUGCCGACUUACUACUUCCAUACCAGAUAGGGGUCCACCAGCUCUGGCUACAAGCCAGGAAGUCCUGGACAAGCUGCCUGCCCACCAGCAGCAGGAAGAGCGUGUGUGGUUGGAAGGUAAGAAGCUCUGCUACUACAGGCCUCCUGACACUGGACAUACUGUCAGUCGCAUCUGCAUUGACAUUGGCGCUGAUAAGCCAGAACAGGAGCAGGAACAGUCUCCAGGCUCGAUGCAGAAUGGACUUCCAGAUCCACUGAGGCUGCACAAACACUGGAAGCGUUUGGUGCUUCUAAUCUUGCUGAUAAUGGUAGUGCUAUGCAUUGUCCUGUGGCCAAUGCACUGCGUGCUGUUCACUGGCUCACUGAGCUGCGUAUCCGAAGAUGAUUCCCCAUUUGAUGACCCUACCACAAUACCUCCAAUUACGCACGUCCUUCAGAGACCACAUACAUCCAACUGAAAACAGACAUUGUAUGGCCAGCACUAAGUGAUCUGGGAACACGUAUGUCGACCUUCGAACUCUCAGGUUGUCGAACACAUUAUCAGGGUUGCUAACUUUGGUCAGCUGGCUGGCAUGAGAUUUUCAAUUUGAGACAAAUUUGCACACGCAUUUACAUGUAUAACAGUUUUAUUACUUUGUUUAUAGUCCAUACGGUUUGAAAACUCCCCUAACAAUUUUGAUGUAGCUAAUUUUAUGUUUAUACCGGAAUAAUAUAGAUUUUCUGAAAAUGUCUUGCAUGAGCAUGAAAGCGUAAGUGUCACACCAGAUGAAAGAGUUGGCAGCCCUGCAUUAUAAGUACGUAUGUAAGUAUGGUACAUUAUAGUAAGGAUCUGAUAGUGUAUAUGCAAACACCCAUCUGUGAUCCAAGGGGAUAUGGUAGCUCAUACUAACAGACUGAUCUGAGAACGCAUACAUGCAGCUGCAGACAAACUACAGUAAAGUAAUUAACUGAUCUGUGAAUAUCCACCUACAAUGGUAGGGUUUUGACACUAGUUCAGUAUACACUAAAUUCAAGACUGUUGUGCUGUUCGUUUGCCUGCAAUAAAAUGAACUGCACAUGUAUAGCAAACAUAAAACUUACAUGAUAAAUCUAAUAACCGCCACAAUUCUUUUUCACUAACAUCAGUACCAUACUGACUACAAACCAAGAACAAACCUACUAAACCUAAACUGUGCUCACUUAAUAAAUCUUUGACUUUGAAACUAUCAAACAAAUAUAUUCAUGUUACGUGUUUGUUUAAUAAAUUCUAAGACUGUUUUGUAUAUGGAACAAUGAUACAAAUAGGAAACUGUUUUCCAUGACCAAAAUCAAAGUACUAAUUUUUAAAAACAUUCUAUUGAAAGAUAUAUACGUUUGCAUCUAUUUUACGUUGUGUAUGUAUAGUCUGCAACAGUAGAACAAAUAAAUUUGAAUUCUGGAA
Messenger RNA from Brienomyrus brachyistius, 2001 nucleotides. Its product is annotated as RING finger protein 223-like. Gene Ontology annotation, biological process: protein ubiquitination. Gene Ontology annotation, molecular function: ubiquitin protein ligase activity. The coding region runs from base 251 to 1039 and encodes 262 amino acids. Lineage: Eukaryota; Metazoa; Chordata; Actinopteri; Osteoglossiformes; Mormyridae. The record is from RefSeq and is a predicted model, not a curated record. The transcript is spliced from 3 exons.